AUGGAGGAGGACAUCACCCAAAGGCGGUGCAACCUUAACCUUACUGAAGAAGAGCAACAAGAGUUCCACCUCCAAGAGGAUGCUGUCAUGGCUACUAAGCUCAGAGGCAAUCACUGCCUCCUGGCUAUGGUUUUCAAUGAUCGAUAUGCUAACAGUGAGGCAUUCAAGUCCACCAUGUCAAAAGUGUGGAACAUAGAAGGCUGGUUAUCCUUCAGGGACUUAGGGUCCAACAAGUUCCUACUCGAGUUCGAGCUUAAUUCUGAUAAAGAGACGGUCCUACAGGGAAGGCCUUGGUCCUUUGAUCGACACCUGAUUAGUCUUAAGGAGUUUGAAGGAGUUUUGACUCCAAAUGAGGUGCAGUUCAACACAGAACUCUUCUGGGUACAGAUACAUAAUUUACCUUUCGCAGGGAUGAAUGAGAUGGUGGGGAGGAGGAUAGGAGAAACCAUAAGAAGGGUGCACUUAGUAGAGGUGGAUGAUUAG
Carya illinoinensis is the source of this 483-nucleotide messenger RNA. RefSeq lists its product as uncharacterized. NCBI's taxonomy places the organism in Eukaryota, Viridiplantae, Streptophyta, Magnoliopsida, Fagales, Juglandaceae. Bases 1 to 483 code for a protein of 160 amino acids. The transcript has a single exon. The record is from RefSeq and is a predicted model, not a curated record.